UUCCUACUAUAAUUUAUGCUGUUUUCUCUUAUACUUUUCGUUUUGUUCCUUUGGAUCUGUGAGGCAGCCGCCGGUUCCUUUGACCACCACCACCACCACCUCUCUGUGAUCAACCUUCACUCUCUUUUUCAACUGAACUUUUCAGGGAAAUUAACUGAAAUGGCUGGAGGAUUAAUCCACCAGGUUUUAAGGAGGAAAUUUCAAUCACAGUCUGCUGUUCAAGCUUUAUCAUGGUUUUCAUCAAGGAAAGUUAAUGACGAUGCGGGUUCUGCUGGUAUGAGGACUGUUGCACUCCUUGGAGCUGGUGUUUCAGGUUUACUAGGUUUUGCAACAGUAGCAUCUGCUGAUGAGGCAGAACACGGUUUAGGAGUUGCAAAUUAUCCUUGGCCUCACGCAGGCAUCCUCAGUUCAUAUGACCAUGCUUCGAUUCGUCGCGGUCACCAGGUUUACCAGCAAGUGUGUGCAUCCUGCCACUCUAUGUCCUUAAUAUCAUACCGUGAUUUGGUUGGUGUUGCAUAUACGGAAGAGGAGACGAAGGCUAUGGCAGCUGAGAUUGAGGUGGUUGACGGUCCUAAUGAUGAGGGUGAGAUGUUUACUCGUCCGGGUAAACUUAGUGACCGCUUUCCUCAGCCAUAUGCAAACGAACAAGCAGCUAGGUUUGCAAAUGGAGGAGCUUAUCCUCCAGAUCUAAGUCUCAUCACCAAAGCUCGUCAUAAUGGCCAGAACUAUGUGUUUGCGCUUCUAACUGGUUACCGUGAUCCUCCUGCUGGUGUUAUGAUUCGUGAGGGGCUACACUAUAACCCAUACUUUCCAGGAGGAGCAAUUGCCAUGCCUAAAAUGCUUAUUGAUGGUGCUGUAGAGUAUGAAGAUGGCACCCCUGCAACUGAAGCUCAGAUGGGGAAAGAUGUGGUGACAUUUUUGUCAUGGGCGGCAGAACCAGAAAUGGAAGAAAGGAAGCUGAUGGGUUUUAAAUGGAUAUUUGUAUUGUCAUUGGCCUUGCUUCAAGCUGCUUACUACCGACGCUUGAGGUGGUCGGUUCUCAAAUCUCGCAGGCUGGUACUUGAUGUUGUGAACUAGCCUCCUCCCCCCCAAGUUUCUCGCUUUUUGUGGAUUUGAUUCGGCAAUAAUUGCUUAUCAGGAUGUUCUAGGUUCUGCCAUGACCAAAGUGGUGGGUAAGUCUUUUUUUCAGAGUUGAGAAGAAAUAAGCUGCUCGACACACAUGCAUUAAAUAUUUUUUUUGGUUUAAGACUUGAAUUUCAUAUAGAUAUCUUUUUGGAUAUGUUUGAAUACUUGAAUCACCGUUCUUAGUGCCGAGUAAGAUGAAUGGAAUCGGUUAAACACAAA
Messenger RNA from Gossypium raimondii (Peruvian cotton), 1344 nucleotides. Its product is annotated as cytochrome c1-2, heme protein, mitochondrial. NCBI's taxonomy places the organism in Eukaryota, Viridiplantae, Streptophyta, Magnoliopsida, Malvales, Malvaceae. The transcript is spliced from 8 exons. Gene Ontology annotation, biological process: mitochondrial electron transport, ubiquinol to cytochrome c. Bases 16 to 1077 code for a protein of 353 amino acids. Gene Ontology annotation, molecular function: heme binding; electron transfer activity. The record is from RefSeq and is a predicted model, not a curated record.